Chara braunii is the source of this 10315-nucleotide messenger RNA. The record is from the annotation of a GenBank genome assembly. NCBI's taxonomy places the organism in Eukaryota, Viridiplantae, Streptophyta, Charophyceae, Charales, Characeae.
GCAGGGAUGCCCCUCGAGCGAUCACAGUCUACGUAGGUUCGAACUCAGGUUCGAACGUAGAUUCGAUUCGAGUAGAUUGCAGUAGGAUUUGACGUAGAAGGUAAUGGCGUCGAAGUUCCGGCGGCAGCAGCGGCGGAAGCGAUGGACAGACUCGGGCGUCGUGUUCCCGCCAGAUUACGAGGACAAGUUACGUCGGCUUGCGGCCUUGGUGAGCGACGGCGGCGCCAAUGCGUCGAGCCUCGAAAAAUUGGGCGGCAAGUUGGGCGGCGAUCCGUGGCGAUCGUCUGUCCUGCAGUUUGUCGUGGAAGCGAGGACGUUCUCCUCGAUGGCAUUCACGUACGGCGAAAUUCCUUGCAUGCAAAAGCUCGCCGAGGCGAUGACACGUGUGUGGAAACUGGCGGUCGGAAGUUGGGGUCCUUCCCUGUUACUAUCAUCAGCACCACCACCGCCGCCUCUUCCUCCUCCUCCAGCACCACCGUCAUCAUCGACAUCACCAUUAUCAUCUUCAUCGGUCUUGCGGAGCGCUUCUUCUUCGGAUGCGCAGGUGGCUAUGGCGGGUAGUACUUUGUCGCUUGCCCUGGAAAUCUAUCUUGAGGUGCUGUUCCUGGACAACUCCCGACCUCUUCAUCGCCAUCUUCUGUGCGCAUUGUGUCGUUUCUCGCGGGAGCAGAUGCAUCUGGUCGAGGAUAACGUUUAUCGUCAUUGUACGGACUACGGAUCAGGCGGCAGGAAGUGGAGGAGGUUCGGAUUGGUUCCCGCGUCAUCGUCUAUGGCCGCUCCUCAGUUCCAAGGGGUUUUAGACGGCGCGCUCAGGCGAUGCUCUGUCAUCAUGGCAGACUCUCUGUGUGAUGACCUCCGCUCCGUGGUCGAUGGCGCUCUGAAGGGUAUCAACCCAACCCCCUCUAUGAUGGACGAAUGCCAGGAGGCUCUGUCAUCUCUAUACACCUUACUCCAUAGGAGCGGGGAUCUCAUUCUCCUAUCGUCUCCACCAUCUCUCAACGAUCAAACCAAAGGAGGAGGAGGAGGAGGAGGAGAAGUAGGAGGAGGAGAAGGGGAAGCAGGAACAGGACAAGGGUCGAUGAUGAUGGCAUCAGAGGGAAGGGCUUGUGAUGGAUCAGAGGAGGAGGAGGAGGAAGAAGAGAAGGGCAUUUUAGGAGAAGAAGGUGGACGUGGCAGGAGGCGAUGGCGGAUUCGAUCCGAUGACCUGGUAGGAAGACGGAGAAGACCGUGGCAAUUUAAUGGCAGUGGCGGUAGUGCGGUCGUCUUCUCGUCGGUGUAUAUUAAAAUUUUGACCACUUUGAUAUCUGUACUCCAGUCCUCAGUGCUUACCAGAGAGUGUGUCGUGGCGGCGAGUGUGGCUCUCUGUGCCGCGCUGCAGCUGAACACGCCUGACGAAUUGCUUGCGCUGCAACUUGCUCACGCCAUGUUCGGGCGGGAUGUGGAGAAGGAGGAGGAGGAGGAGGAGAAAGAGACUGCGAAAAACACAGAAGAAGAAAAAGGGGGAGGAGAGCGAGGAAGAAGAAGAGGAGGAACAGACUGGGGGGUAGGAGAAGGUGGGAACGAGGAGGAGGAAGGACGUGGGGAAGAAACAAGGUUUUGCUUGCCUACUCGGGGGAGCGGCCGUUUGCUGCGAUAUGGGGGGGAACGGAAGGAGUGUGACGACAACAACAAUGUGGUACGGAUCGUGGCUGACGAAUCCUUACGAGCGGCGGUGGGCAUGGACUUCACAUCAGAGUACCGAAAAUUUACUGAUUUCGGGAAGCUUUGCUGGAUGAGGGGAAUGCUGACAGCACUACCAAGAAGAGCGUUAAAUGUACACCUGUUGAUGUCCUGCAGCAAAGCGGUGCAUCAUCGUGCGGCGGGUAACUGUAGUAGAGGUGAGGAGGAGGGCAGUUUUUGCGGCGGAGAUCGACGUACAAGUCGGGGAGGAAGGGAGCGUGAUGAAGAGGAGGACGGCAGGGGGCAGGAUGAUAGUUCCCCCCCGCCAACGGGGGAAUCGUCCGCGAGGAAGGAGGGGGAAGAGGAGGCCGCGGCGGCGGAACGCGAUGAAGAAGAGGACGGCAAGGGGGAGGAUGAUAGUCCAUCAUCCUCCCCGCCGACGGGGGAAUCGUGCGCGAGGAAGGAGGGGGAAGAGGAGGUGGCGGCGGAACGCGAUGAAGAGGAGGACGGCAGGGGGGAGGAUGAUAGUCAUGAUAGUCAUCCUCCCUCGCCAACGGGGGAACCGUGCGCGAGGAAGGAGGAGGAAGAGGAGGUGGCGGCGGAAGGCGAGAAAGCGAAGAAAGCGAAGAAAGCGAAGAACGGGAAAAGAAGUAAUCUCCGUUGGAGAUCGUGGACGCUACUGUUUGAUGGGAUACUGCCGGCUAUGUCCAGAUUCUGCGAGUUGUCCAACGACGCCCAUUUUAAGUUCCAUUCUGUUACCUGUCUGCAGAUCUGCUUGCAGCAGAUCAAAGCGUCGUUGCUUGGCGGCGUCACGCGAGAGGCUGAGGCGGAGCUCCUCGCCGCUGUAGAGACAGCAGGUGACUUGGCCGAUGGAUUAGAGUUGGGCGACUAUCUGUCUUCCAGUGCGACCGAGAGACUACUGCGUAUUGUGUGGAAUAACUGGGAAGAUCCUCUCACGCAGACUGUCAAGCAGGUGCAGAGCGUAUUCGAUCUCGUUGUCGAUGUGAAAGCGCUGGCCGUUUCUCCUCGUUGUCGUCGUCGUCGUGAGGGGCCUGGUGGUGGCGGUAAAGCCAAUCAGGCAAGUUUGGCGAUGAUCGGCGACGAUACCUCACUCAGCGGCGGCAGGGAAAUGGGGUCCGGCGGGAAUCGCCACGUGGCAGCAGCGGAGAGGGGGGCGGGGAAGGGGAGCGGGACGGCCGGCUCCCGGGUGGGCGCGGUGAUGGUCGAUGAGCAGGAGCGGCGGGCGAUGAGCGAUGGAUUGCGGCCGUUCGAUGACGACGCUAAUUCAACGGUUGCGGCGGCGCGCUCUGGAUCGACCGGUGGCGAACCCGAUCUUGUUGUUGAUGAUCGGGAUCUCGAUCCGGUUGCCGCUGACGACGAUGACGGGCUUGGUCUGCUGAAUUGUCAUCAAACGGAAGCAGUUGCACCUGAAGGAGGAGGAGGAGGAGGAGGAGGAGGAGAUCGUGUUCACUCCGAAGAUGCUGGGGAGGAUGAGUUCGAUAGCUUUCUCGUUGGAAUCGCCAACAACUUGUUGUCGAUAAGUGCCCACAGAAAAGGCCGCUAUGUCCCUCUCGCGUCUCUCGCCGUACGGCUCGGCGCGCAACGACUUCUUCACAUGAGCCCGGGUUUGCUGCAUGGGGUUGUCCUCGCCAUCAGGGACGAUGGGGUGUGUUGUCAGGUGAAUGCGUUUUUGAGGAUAUUUUUGGAGCGACUGAGAGAGGAGUGCUGGCGCACUGAGGAAGGAGCAUCACCGGGCGACGUGGCGUGGCGGCGCGCUUGGGUGCCGCCGAUCCUCGCGGGAUUGCUGUCGGACGAUCCCAAGAUACGCGGCAAUUUGACGACCUACGUUCUUCCAGUGGUCCUGCAGCUCGAUCGGGACAGCCUCGGCGCGCUUCUGGCUUUCGUACUUCCCUCUCCGCGUCGAGGUUCUUCCCCCUCGUCGUUGUCCUGUCCAAAGUCCCCGUCUUUGCCGGAGGAAGACAGUGUCACAGUCGCAGCAACGGCAGGUGGUCGUCGUCGGCGGAGCGAAAGGCCGGGGAAGCGGUGCGCGAACGGCCGCUGGCUUGAGGAGCUAGCUGGCAUGUCGGAGCUGCUGCCACGUGGCCCGGCGCUGGAGCGACACCGCGUAGCAGGGCUUGUGGCUGUCCUCAAAGUUGCGCGCGCUCUGGCACUCGUCGAUGGGCCCAUCGAGUACUAUCCUCGCUGGCAAAGCCCCCAACUAGGUGGCCACGUGGACGGCCCUAGCAUCUGGAUGACGAGGGCGAGGGAAGAAGGCGUGAAGGAAGAGCUCCUCGAAAACAAAGUCGGGGGUAAUGACCCUUGUGCUGCUGGAGUAGGGGACAAGGUCGCUGCUUUUGUCACCGAUCAUUGGAGAUCGGACGAUGGAGAGCAGACGGUUAGGAGGAGGGACAGGAACGAUGACCACCUCUCUCUGUCCCGGCCCCCUCGUCUUCCUCCUCCCAGGCUCGCGAAGUGGGGUCGGGAUAUCGUGCUUCCGGUGGACAUGCUAGAGUGCGCGGUCACGCACAUGGAUGAGCGGCUGCGCGUGGAUGCGGCGGAAUUGCUCUGCUUGAAUCCGAAGACGGCCAUUCUUCCCAGCUGGUUGGAGCUCCGCCUGCUGCGCUUAGCUAUGCCGCUCAAUCUCCGCUGCUCAUCGACUAAUUUCCGCAUGCGAUGGACGAGUCUGAUGAAGAAGUUCUUCGCUCGUGUGCGCGUGUCCGUUGAUCGGCAGAUUCAGAUUGCGCUGCGGCGGAGACAGACCGAUCGCCGCCGCACACAUGAGCAAGCUGCUUGCGGGGCUUCUCCCCUGCGCGCAGGGAAGGUGGCAUCGGGGGGAAUAGCAAAGGCGCGAGCGGCGGGGAAGCAGGGAGAGAUCAGGGGGACCUCCAUAGCGCUUGUUGUGUCGAAUGACCUGAGCAAUGGCCAUGGCAUGGGAAUAGGAGAGAGACAGGAAAUGAAGAGGUGGCAUCAGCAGGAUGGCGGGGAGAAAAUCACCGAGGAGGAGGAGGAGGAGGAGGAGGAGGAUACUGGGUGGGAAACGGAGGAAGAAGAGGAGGAAGAAGAGACGGGGUCUAGCAGCAUGACUGUCGCUGCUAUGCAAGAAUUUAUGCAGUGGAUGAGUAGGCUGCUGCUCAGCUCUCUUUAUCCCAGCGCGCCAUACGAGAGGAAGAACAUGGCUAUGGAGGUCCUUAACGCCAUGAUUGAGGUUUGGAGCCCCCGGGGCACAAUCAGCAGCAGCAGCACCAUCACGGCCGCUUCUUCUUCUCCCUCUUCCUCUUCGGCUGCGACUGGUAAUUAUACUAAUAAGAUGACACGUGGCGGUCAGGAUGAUGGCCACGUCGCCGCCGUGGGCCAAACAGCUGUAAAGACAACAGGACAAGCGAAUGCGAAGGACGGGGGUGCAGGAACUGGAGAUGAUGAUGCUAAGGGAGGGAAGGGAGUUGGUGACGAAGAAGAGGCGAUCGGACGGAGGGAUGGCUUUGGCUUUGGCUUUGGCUUUUGCCCAUACGACGAGGGUUUUUUGUCGGCGGCGGGGACUUUGGUGGUGGUAGGUGCUGCGGUAGAUAGCUGGGAUCGUCUGCGAGAGGGCGCGUUCACAAUCCUGUUGAGGUACCCAACCCCAUUGCGCGGGCUUGAGCAUCCUGAGCAAGUUGAGUCCGUGCUCAAGUGGGCCAAGGUUCUCGUCUCAAGCCCGAGGGUGAGAGAAGCAGAUGCAGGUGCCCUCGUCCUCCGGCUCAUCUUUCGUAAAUAUGUUGUCGAAUCUGGCUGGAUCAUCUCUCUUCACCCUCAGCCUCAAGCCCGUUUGCCACCAUUAGCACCUUCAGCAGCAGCAGCAGCUCUGGAUGCGGGAAAGGCCGGGGAAAAAGUGACGUGGCCGUAUGUCCCCGAUUCCAUUGCAGCUUACGUCGAGUCGCUGAACGACUGGUUCGAGUCCAGCGUGGAGGAAGGAGAAAGGGAUCUGCUCAAGGCUUGUCAGCACAGCCUGGUGCACGGGGUUGUCCUUGCCACGCGCUACACCAUGGAGGAGGUCGAUUGGAUGUCGAAGGCGGUGCAGCUAGCUGCCAGUCGACUGCGGGAGUCUCUGCAGCGCUUGUUCUCUCUUGUGCUGCGGGUAACAGAGCUGGCUCUGUGGGUGGUUGCCGCCAAUGCGCUCAAUCUGCAGAUGUAUAGCGAGGGAGGAGGAGGAGGGGUAGGUCGAGGUGAGGGGAAAGAGGAGGAGGAGGAGGAGGAGCAAGUGAUCUGUGACGAUGUGGAGGAGAGAUUGACGUACUAUGGAGCUGGGGAGGAACGCGAGAAACGUGGAGAUGGGCAGGGAGAGGAGGAGGGAGAGGAGCAGGAGGAGGAGGAGCAGGAGGAGUGGAAGGCAGAGCUCGCUCCCAAAGAGCAGAUGGUAAUGGUGGGUUGUUGGUUGUCCAUGAAGGAGGUGAGCCUGCUGCUGGGCACGGUCACAAGGGCGAUCCCUCUCCCACCGGAAUGUGGGAGAGAGUCGCUGAAUGGUGCCGGUGGUGAGGAUCUAACGCCUUCGUCAGUGGAAUACGGAUGCUCGAAAAAUGGUAUAGACAAGGAAGAAGAGGGGGAGGAGAUGGGGGAGGAGAAGGAGGUGAUCUGGAGGAGACGACUGCAAGAUCAACCGCAGCAGGAGCAACAGUCGAAGGUGCUGCUGGACGCCAAGCAGAUGGAAGCGAUAGGUGACCACCUGCUACAUGUAUUGCUAGCGACGAAACAUAAUGGAGCGAUCGACAAGACUCGGGCAGGUUUCAUUGCUCUCUGUGAGCGACUGCUGCGGAGCUCUUUGCCGGAACUCAAUCGGCUGCCAGAGGUGUGGCUGCAACGUCUGAUGACAAAAGCUGCGGCGAAGGGACAAUCAGUGGACGAUCUUUUGAGGAGAAGUGCAGGCAUUCCAGCUUCUUUCCUGGCUCUCUUUUUAGCGGAACCGGAAGGAGUGCUGAAGAAACUCCUACCGACGGCAAUGCGCUGGCUGCUUGUGAAGGCUUUGGGUACUGAGGGAGAAAAUAUUCAAACAGGAGGAGAUGCGGAGAGAGGGACAGAAAGGUGCGAAUUGGAGGGGAGGGGUCUGAAUGACGGAAGUAUGUAUGGUGGCAGUCAAGCAGAGCAGGUUGGAAUGCGAUCUGAGGACAAAGCAGAAGGUUCAGCGGUUGAUGAUCCCAAAGGGGAGGAAUUGAGCAAUGGUGGCAUUGAGGAAACAAAGGAUGGCUCGUCAGGGAAUGAGUAUGUGUCCCGUGUGCAUGCUUUCAAUGUCCUGCGGUUGUCCUUCAAUGACACCAACCUCUCGACUGACAUAUCGGGCUUCUGCGCGGAAGGCCUCGUUGCUGCAAUAAGAGGAUUUGCAUCCAAGCAUUGGGAGGUGCGAAACAGUGCUGCACUCUGCUUUGCAUCACUCCUCCGGCGGACGAUCGGCUAUUUGAACGCACGGAAGAAUGAAAGUGCACGCCGUGCAAUCACAGGCUUUGAGUUUUUCUCAAGGUACCCGACUCUUCAUCCCUUCCUUCUUGAUCAGCUGCGCUCUGCGACAAUGAGGUUAGCGGACAAUGGAGACAGCUUAAGGGGUGUUGCGAGCAGCUCUGCCUUGCAUCCGAGUCUGUACCCAGUGCUGACGCUUCUGGCACGUUUGCGGCCGUCAGUGAUGAAUACAGCUUCCGACGACUGGCUCAGUCCGUCCGCGUUCAUUCCGUACGUCAAGAAGUGUGCGACGCAAAGGAACUUCCAUUUGCGUGUGCUUGCAUCGAAGGCCCUUGCUCCCUUAGUGCCGCAGCGUGACAUCACAAAGGUCAUCAGAGAUCUUGCUGGGGAGUUACCACCACCCUCCUCAUCUGCCGACUAUUGUGGAGGUGGUGGGGACCACAUCUGCAAGCCUGAGAAAAGAUAUCUAUACAACCAUAUACAUGGCGUGCUGUUGCAGGUGCGUGCACUGCUGACAGUGACCAGCACGACAGUUCAAGCGCCCUCUACCAGUCGCCAGAUGUUGGCCGAGUUGUUUUCGGUUUUGCAGGGAAGAAGGUGGCUCGGAUUCCAAUCGCUCUGCCCAUGUGACUGGGUAGUGGAGGCAUUCCUGCAUGUGGCAGAAGGUGUUCUGGACGUCGCUCAAGAGACUGUCUGCAAAGGGGAUGGGGAGUGUGUUGCUUCCCCGGAAGUGGUGGGUCUUGCACUCAGCAUCCGAGAACUCGUUGUCGGAUUGUGCGAAGCCUCGCUGUUUGGUGCGGGUGCUCGGCGGGUUAGUGGACGUGGAAAGCUAUUCGCAAUGUCUAUCAGCCUCAGGGAACGUGCAGCUCGCAUGUAUUUUCGGAUAUCACUCGGAAUGAAAGGGGAGUUUGGGAGUGUGGUGAAGGGGACGGAUCUGUCUGGACGGUUAAGUGAGGGAAGCAGAGUCAGUAGUGGAUAUGUUGAUUGUGAUGAAGGUGGGAGAACCGAACACCAUGAUGGCAUGAGUGGUGCCCAUUGGUCGAUUGUGAGCCGUCGGAUUGUUCAAGCAUUGACGGAUGACAUGUAUGAGGUAAGGCGAGCCACGCUCAAAGUGCUCUGCGAGUUGUCACACUGUACGGCGGAACCGUCCCAGAGGAGUAAUGGAAGUCGAGGGGAAAAUAUGCAAGACAAAGGCCUUUUGAUCGGUCUUGAAUGGGACGCGAUCCAGUCAGUUUUAAUGCAGAGGCUACUGGUGGAGGAUCAUCCGGCAUGUGUCCGGCAAAUCAUGAAGGUUCUGUACGCUUGGAGCUCGUCAGGCGCUCAGCAAUGUAGCGCAACUUUCCCAGGAACGGGUAUGUCGAUCGUCGGUGCGAGUAUUGGUGGGAAUGAGAGCAUGAAGGAGGAGCCUUGGUGUCAUCGAUGGGGUGGAAAGAAACAUGCCUUCAGUUUGUGGGAUGCACUUCGCGGCAUUUUCGAGCAUACACGGCAGACUAAGACAAUGGAAGUGGCAAUGCUGUGCAUGGGUGGAUGCUUGAGAGUGCUGGUCGCCAACUUUGUGAGUGUGGCCUGCUCCGCUGAGGGUCUGGUGAUCAACAAUCAUGAGAUAAGCAGUCUGCAGGACCGUCUACGUGAAGCAGUGCAUUUCUGGAGGUCUACUAUCUUGAAACAGAGCUUGCCGGACCGCGCAGUGACCUCACGGCGUGCGACUGCGGAGGCAGUUGUGGCAUCGGGAUUACUAGCAUGUGUAGAUUUGAUCAAUAAGGGGGUUCCUGGGGGGUCACAAGGAGGAGGGUCAGAAGCAUUUGUCUGGUUGUCUGAGGCGGUGCUCGACAGCUGGGUGGUUGCUCUGAAGCUGUUGGAAGACGAAGAUGCAUAUCUUCGUCAGAAACUGGCAUCUGACGUCAUGGAGUCUAUGCCCCGGACAAGGGGAAGAAUGCUCUCACUAGAGAGCGGUCAGGUGGGUGGGACGAAUGCCAUCACGGAUGUCAAUGGAGCCGUUGCGAUCGCACAGGUGGAGAGGGUCCUCCAGCUGAGCUUCCAGUACCUGACGAACCAGUUGGCAGGUUGGGGUGUGUACUUUGACAGGCUAGCAGAGUGGCUGAUUGGUCCUCAAAAAGCCGCCGAUGAUCUUGACGUGGGGAAGGAUCUCGUCAAGCGGCUGUUCGACAAAGAGCUGGAUAAUCACCACGAAGAGGAGUUGAUGUUCGUCCAGCUGGCAUGCCAGCACAUGCAGAAGAUCAUCGUGAAACACUGUAGUUCCGGACACAGGAGACAAUGGGAAGUGGGACUGGGACACGGGUCCAAACUGGGAGGAGGCCUUGAUGGAGAAGGAGCUGUACGUUCUGUCAACGGAGCCGAUGACGAGUUAUUCAGGACAUUACGUUCACAGGUGUGCAGAUGGCGCAGAGUUUUUGCUGAGCGUUUGCGGGCUUGCUGCAACUUGGUGGCACGCCUCCAGUCGCGGUCACUUUGGGUCGGCGGAGUUACGAACCAUCAAGAUGGGUUCAAGCUGAUGUACCGGACACUAAUUGGACUGCUAGCGCUGAUCGAACCUCUGCCACGAAUGAUAUCAACGGACGUAGGAAAGCCAAGGAAAGCAGUGCAGCAGCAGCAGCAGCAGCAGCAGCAGCAGCAGCAGCAGCAGCAGCAGCAGCAGCAGAAGUCUUCUUCUCAAAAUUCCCAGAUUUUUGUAGAGAAUCAUGCUCAGCUUGAGCAGGACAUGACUGCGGUCGCCAUGCAGGAGGGUGGGGAGUGGGGACAGGUGCUGCACAGCUUGCGGCAUGCGGGGGAAACAAUGAAAAAACUCCCUCUCAACCUGCUGGUGUCGAACACGUUGCUCUACACCAUGCGGAGUUAUGAAAGGUUAUCAGGUAUCAGUCUGGGGUCUGACGAAUUUCAAGUGGCUCUCGGAAAGUCUUUCUGGGAGAAUUUCCAGCCACUUUUCUUGUUGGAUUGAUCGCAAAUUGCACAUGCGCACCUGUAUGAUAUCCUUUUAUGAGUUUGCUCUUUUGUUGCGCCGACCUAAAGAAGGAUAUGCUGUGAGCUGUGCACAGAUGAAGGCAGCCUUCAUUUGCGUGUUGUGCAGCAGUUGUAUCCUUUUUCAGUUUUCUCUUUUGUUGCAUUCGGUCAAUUAGUGGAGAGAGAGAGAGAGAGAGAGAGAGAGAGAGAGAGAGAGAGAGAGAGAGAGAGAGAGAGAGAGAGAGAGAGAGAGAAUGAAUGAAGAGCAUAAAUUAAG